UGUGAUAUUCCUGAAUUGACUGGUGAUAAUUAUAAGAUCUGGAAGGAGAGGAUUCUCCUUCAUUUAGGCUGGAUGGACAUUGAUUAUGCUAUACGGAAAGACGAGCCGCCGGUUAUUACUGAAACCAGCGAGCCAGAUGAUGUGGAUCUUUAUGAGCGAUGGGAGAGAUCUAAUCGUCUUUCCAUGAUGCUCAUAAAGACUAAGAUCUCUGCUGGUAUCCGUGCGUCUGUCGAUCAGCAUGAUAAUGUUAGAGAGCUUUUGAGGGCUAUCGAUGAACAAUUCGUCAAGUCUGAUAAGGCUCUUGCCAGCACAUUGAUCAUUCAGUUCUCCACCAUGAGGUUCACGGGUGCGAGGGGUGUGCGCGAGCACAUAAUGCGCAUGCGGGACAUUGCGGCGCAGCUGAAAAGCUUAGAGAGGAGGAGAGACUACUGAUGGAGGAAGGUGAGAAAGUAAACCUAACGGUCCAUGGCAAAAAGAGAAAGCAUGACACAAAGGGGAAGGGACCUGUGCCAGCUGAGCGGGUUAUAAAGAAGGAGUCUACGUGUUUUUUCUGUAAAAAGAAAGGACACAUGAAGAAGGACUGCAUUAAGUUCAAAACCUGGCUCGAAAAGAAAGGGUAUGGAAAGCCUAAGGAAACCAAUGGGAAGUGAACAGUUCAUCUAUUCCGGUAGUCGGAUGCGUUCGCCUGUGGAA
Andrographis paniculata is the source of this 693-nucleotide messenger RNA. RefSeq lists its product as uncharacterized. NCBI's taxonomy places the organism in Eukaryota, Viridiplantae, Streptophyta, Magnoliopsida, Lamiales, Acanthaceae. The record is from RefSeq and is a predicted model, not a curated record. The coding region runs from base 73 to 432 and encodes 119 amino acids. The transcript has 3 exons.